Messenger RNA from Phragmites australis (common reed), 3164 nucleotides. RefSeq names its product transcriptional repressor ILP1-like. NCBI's taxonomy places the organism in Eukaryota, Viridiplantae, Streptophyta, Magnoliopsida, Poales, Poaceae. Gene Ontology annotation, biological process: spliceosomal complex disassembly; mRNA splicing, via spliceosome. The record is from RefSeq and is a predicted model, not a curated record. Bases 126 to 2999 code for a protein of 957 amino acids. Gene Ontology annotation, molecular function: DNA binding. Gene Ontology annotation, cellular component: nucleus; U2-type post-mRNA release spliceosomal complex. The transcript has 2 exons.
UAUCGGUUCCGGAUCCAGCAACCUCGCCUGACCGACCUCUCCGUCUCCGCACCGCCAUCAUCUCGCCGGGUCGCCGGAACUCUAGCCGCCGCCACUGCUGCCGCGGCUAGUGCGAUCCCCCCGGUAUGAGUAGCAACCGCAAAAACUUCCGCCGCCGCGCAGACGACGCUGAAGAAGCCAACGGCGACGGGGGCAGCCACCACAAUCCCACCACCGCCUCGAAGACUCAAACCCUAACGGUGCCCAAGCCCAAGUCGCCGCCGAGACGCCAGGGGGCGAGCCGCCUCAGCUUCGCCGACGACGAGGACGAGGAUGACGCCGAGGAGGGCCCGUUCGCACAGCGCCGCCGCCCGACGGCGUCGGUGCGCCCGGCCCGCACGUUCUCUCCUGCUGCGGCGUCGCUCCACCGCUUGACGCCAGCCAGGGCGCGGCUGAAGAGCUCGCCGGCGGCCGACUUCGCGGCGGUGUCGGCGCCGAAGCCGUCCAACUUCCAGUCCCAUGCUGGGGAGUACACCCCGGAGCGCCUCCGGGAGCUCCAGAAGAACGCCCGUCCGCUCCCUGGAAGCCUCAUGCGGGGGCCACCGCCAACUCCGGCGACCGAGCCCCGAUCUCAGAGGUUGGCUGGAGGCCCUGCUGGUUCCACUCCUGCUACCACCACCGCAGCUGCCACAGAACCAGUGGUUAUUCUCAAAGGUCUGGUGAAACCCAUGGCAGAGGCAAGCAUUGGGCCAAGGAAACCACUGCAGAAGGAGGUGGAAGGUGUGUCCGAGGAAGAGGAGGAAGGAGAUGACGAGGAGGAAGGGCCUGCCAUACCUGACCGUGCGACCAUUGAAGCCAUCUUGGCAAAGCGGCAGCAGCUGCAGCAGCCAAGGCAUGCUGCGCCGGAUUACAUCUCACUUGAUGGUGGUGGUGUGCUCAGCAGCCGGGAUGCUGGCGGUGAGUCCAGUGAUGAGGAGGACAAUGAGACGGGUGGUCGGGUUGCAAUGUACAGUGAUAAGUCAAGCGAUGGCCUCAGGAACACUAAAGGUGUGUUUGGGGGGAUCAAUAACAGGGGUCCUGCUGCCAGUUUGGGGGCUCUCAAUGAUGGGAUCAGGGAGGUUGAGGAUGACAGGGGUGAUGAUGAUGACGAGGAAGAGAGGAAGUGGGAGGAGGAGCAGUUCAGGAAGGGGCUUGGUAGGAGGAUGGAUGAUGCUUCUGCUCAGAGAUCAGCAAAUGGUGCACCAGCUCCUGCGCAGGUUCUGCCGCAGCCAUUUGGACACUCGGUGGGUUCCCAUUACCAGCCCUCCUCUAGCGGCGCUUUGCCUGCAGUAUCUGUUUUUGCAUCAGGGAUUGCUGAGUUCUUGUCCAUCGCUCAACAAGCUGAUGUUGCAAACAAAGCCCUGCAAGAGAACAUUAGAAAGCUUAGGGAGACUCACAAGGCAACAGUGGGUGCUUUUGUUAAGACCGACACACAUCUUAACGAAGCUCUUUCAGAAAUAUCUAGCCUGGAGAACGGUUUGCAGGAUGCAGAAAAGAAGUUUGUCUACAUGCAGGAACUCCGCAAUUAUAUUUCCGUGAUGUGCAAUUUCUUGAAUGAUAAGGCUUUUUAUAUAGAGGAGUUGGAGGAGCACAUGCAGAAAUUGCACGAAAAUCAAGCUUCAGCUAUUUCUGAAAGGCGUGCAGCUGACCUAGCUGAUGAAUCAGGUGUGAUUGAAGCUGCUGUAAAUGCAGCAGUAGCUAUUCUUAGCAAAGGAUCAAGCUCAACUUACCUGUCUGCUGCGUCAAAUGCUGCACAAGCAGCAGCCGCUACAGCUAGGGAAAGUUCAAACCUCCCACCCGAGCUGGAUGAGUUUGGCAGAGAUAUCAAUCUCCAGAAGCGAAUGGAUCUUAAGCGCAGGGAAGAGAACAGGAGUCGAAGGAAAGCCCGGUCAGAGUCCAAGAGAUUGGCAUCGUCAGGGAAGAAUGAUAACAUCGAACAGAUUGAAGGAGAGCUAAGCACUGAUGAAAGUGACAGUGAGAGCACUGCUUAUGUUUCCAGCCGGGAUGAGUUGCUCAAGACUGCUGACCUUGUGUUCAGUGAUGCUGCAGAGGAGUACUCAAGCCUUAGAAUUGUCAAGGACAAGUUUGAAGGAUGGAAAACUCAGUACCCUUCGGCGUACCAAGAUGCUCAUGUAGCUCUGAGUGCACCGUCUGUGUUCACCCCUUAUGUAAGACUGGAGCUUCUGAAAUGGGAUCCCCUCCAUGAAACAACCGAUUUCUUCGACAUGAAUUGGUGCAAUGUUCUUUUCGAUUAUGGUGUGAAAAAUGAUGGGAGUGACGCAGAUCCUAAUGAUGCAGAUGUGAACCUUAUUCCAGUUUUAGUUGAAAAGGUGGCUCUUCCUAUUUUGCACCACCGCAUUGAGCACUGUUGGGACAUGUUGAGUACUCAAAGGACCAAAAAUGCUGUAGAUGCUAUUACUAUGGUGAUCAGUUAUUUACCAACCUCAAGCAAGGGUUUACAUCAACUACUGGCUUCUGUGAAUAGUCGUCUAGCCAAGGCCAUUGCUGAUCUUUCAGUACCAGCCUGGGGAUCAAUGGUGACAAGGACUGUUCCAGGUGCUGCUCAAUAUGCUGCAUAUAGAUUUGGAGUUGCAACACGUCUGCUUAGGAAUGUGUGUCUGUGGAAAGACAUCUUUGCUAAAUCUGUUUUUGAGAAGCUUGCUUUAGAAGAACUACUGUGCGGGAAUAUUCUUCCCCAUAUGAAGAGUAUCGUUCUGGAUGUUCAUGAUGCAACUACUAGGGCUGAGCGAAUAGUUGCCUCACUUUCAGAAGUUUCGUCUUCACAAAGUCAAAAGCUGCAGCCUUUUGUACAUCUGGUGGUUGAGUUAGGAACCAAGUUGGAAAGGAGACACACUUCAGGCAUAAGCGAGGAAGAGACACGUGGUCUGGCUCGUCGUUUGAAGAACAUAUUGGUAGCACUGAAUGAGUAUGAUAAAGCUAGAGCUAUUUUGAAGACCUUUCAGCUCAGAGAAGCCCUUUAGCUCUUCCUGGAUGUAGUACGAGAAUUCCAGUUUUGCCAGCAACAAAGGUUCUAAAUCCUUCCAAUCUACGAUGUUGUUGUAACUUCUGGUUAUCUGUACAUCAAUUGAUCAGGAGUUCCUAGUCCAGUUCUGCAUGAUGCUAUCAAAGAAUUAAUGCUUUGUGUU